Messenger RNA from Cyprinodon variegatus (sheepshead minnow), 4267 nucleotides. RefSeq names its product zinc transporter ZIP6-like (gene slc39a6). The transcript has 13 exons. Lineage: Eukaryota; Metazoa; Chordata; Actinopteri; Cyprinodontiformes; Cyprinodontidae. The record is from RefSeq and is a predicted model, not a curated record. Gene Ontology annotation, cellular component: membrane. Gene Ontology annotation, molecular function: zinc ion transmembrane transporter activity. Gene Ontology annotation, biological process: intracellular zinc ion homeostasis; zinc ion import across plasma membrane. Bases 293 to 2605 code for a protein of 770 amino acids.
CCGGCAGGCUGAGGAUUCAGCGCUGCAGUUUCCGGGUUUUACCGCCUUUGUGCACACGGCACCGCACUAGACCGGUGCGGAGCGCACAAAACCAACGUGUUUCUGUUUACCUCCAGUGUUUGAACGGCUCUGGGGUGAAACACAGACACGCGUGGACGCUGAACUCGGUGUUUAUCUCAGAUUCAUGGUCAGUUUUGACCAGCCGACCGAAGUCCGGACUGUGAGGCACCAUGAGGCCUGAUUCCGGGCCGCGGCCACCUGGAACAUCCCCUCAUUCAGCAUCCACCGAUAGAUGAUGAAGGACCAGAUGGGUGCAGCCAUCCUGGCUGUGAUGUUUUCCUUUGCACUGUGCUGCGUUUGGGCUGCUUCAGAAUGCUCCCCGUCCACCACGGAGGCUCCCGGCGGCUCCCGCUCCCUGUCGGCUGCUAUCGACACCCAGAGAGCGGAGGAGAGCAGGAGGCAACACCUGGAGGCGCUGUUCCAGAGAUACGGAGAGAACGGCACCAUCUCUCUGGAAGGUCUGAAGCGUCUCUUAAGAAGCGUCGGUCUGGAUCGGAUCAGAAACAUCAUGGUGAAGCAUCAGGAACAAGCAGGCGACCACCAUCAUCAUCAUCAUCAAUUUGGCCAUCAUCAACACCACCAUCAUCAUCAUCAUCAUCACCAUGUCCAUAAAGCUAACCACAGGAACCAGACUGCUAGUCAGAACAGAACUGGGAGUUCUGACCUGCAGCUAAUUAAACCCAGUAUGGCGGCGGGUCAGGAGGUCAGAACCACGGCUGGAAACGGCGCCGGGGUUUCGGUUAAAACGAAGAAGAGAAGCUUGGAUGGAGCGAGUCCACCUGGAGACGGAGGCGCCGCCAUGAUGGCGCUGAAAGGCAGGUCGGCGGAGACGAAUGGAGAUGAUCACGACCACCAUGAACACCACCAUGGCGACCACGAUCACCACGGCGACCACGAUCACCACGGCGACCACGAUCACCACGACCACCACGAUCACCAUGGUGACCACGAUCACCAUGGCGACCACGACCACCAUGAUGAUCACGAUGACCAUCUGCAGAACCGCAGCAUGGACAGUGAAGAGUGUUUGAACGCCUCAGGUCUGCUCUUCUCCCACGGGAUGUCACAAGAAGGGGGCGUCGCCCUCAGAGACUUUGCAUACCUGUGCCCCGCCCUGCUAAACCAGAUCGACAGUGGGGCGUGCCUCCUGCACGGAGACGUCUCCCAGCAUGACCACAAAGGACAUAAACACCAUAAACAUUCUCACAAUCACCAUGGAGAUCACAAACACGCGUCAAAUAACCAGAGCGACAAUGCUGCUGGAGACAACAGCAAACACAUCGCAACAGCGUGGGUCGGCGGCUUCGUCUCCAUCACCAUCAUCAGUAUGCUGUCGCUGCUCGGCGUCGUCCUCAUCCCACUCAUGAACAAAGUUUUCUUCAAGUUCCUCCUCAGCUUCCUGGUGGCCCUGGCUGUGGGGACACUGAGUGGAGACGCCUUCCUGCACCUUAUACCUCAUUCUCAGGGAAGCCAUCACCACCACCACCAUGAGGAACCGGGUAUGGACCUUGGAGAGCAUCACAUCCAUGAAGAAAACGGGGAAGACCUUGAUGGGAUGUGGAAAGGCCUAGCUGCUCUGGGAGGCGUCUACUUCAUGUUCCUGAUUGAACACUUCCUGACGCUGGGAAAAAUGUACAAAGACAAGAAGCAGAAGAAGAAAUGGGACCAGAAUGAUAAAUCGGAUCCGGAGAAGCAGCCCGCUCUGGUGGCCAGCGAGCUGAAGCCAACUGAAGACGUGGAGACGAACGGCGCCAGCACGUUUGCCGACCACUCCAAUGACGUGGCGGAGGAGGAGCAGGUGAUGCUGACGCCACAGGUGUCCGUUGUCUCGCCGCAGAGCUACGGCCGACCCUCGGGGGACGCCGCCUACUCGGCGGAGGACUGCGAGAACAAAUGCCACUCCCACUUCCAUGACACGGUGGGCCAGGCGGACAGCAUGCACCACCACCAUCAUGACUACCACCACAUCCUGCAUCACCACCACUCCCAGAACCACCACCCACACAGCCACUCCCACUCCUACUCAGAGCAGCACUUCCAGCAGGCCGGCGUGGCCACGCUCGCCUGGAUGGUCAUCAUGGGAGAUGGGCUGCACAACUUCAGCGACGGCCUCGCCAUCGGAGCUGCUUUUACUGAGAGUCUGUCCAGCGGCCUCAGUACGUCGGUGGCUGUUUUCUGCCAUGAGCUGCCUCAUGAGUUGGGGGACUUUGCGGUGCUCCUGAAGGCGGGCAUGACGGUGAAGCAGGCCAUCCUUUACAACGCGCUGUCGGCCAUGAUGGCGUACCUUGGCAUGGUGACGGGCAUUUUAAUCGGACACUACGCUGAAAACAUCUGCAUGUGGAUCUUUGCCCUCACAGCCGGCCUCUUCAUGUAUGUGGCUCUGGUGGACAUGGUGCCAGAGAUGCUGCACAACAACGCCGGAGACCACGGCUUCAGCCACUGCGGCUUCUUCCUGCUGCAGAACGCCGGCAUCCUACUGGGCUUCUGCAUCAUGCUGCUCAUCGCUCUGUUCGAGCAUAAAAUCCAGCUGGAUCUGGGUUACUGAUGGGGAACUGUCCCGUUCCUCCUGAAGGCUCUGUCCGUGCUUUUGUUUACAUACUCCAGUCAUCAUAGUGUUUUAGUUUACUUAGUUGUAUCGUUUAGAUGAAAGGUAACGGCAUGCAGGAAGCUGUCUCAUGCUGCUGUUAAGAGAGAUCAGUUCAGAUGUUGCUGCUGGAGAUGAGGUCUGAAUUCGAGGCUUCAGGAGUCGUUCUUUCCUCCAGGUGGAGAUUAGAUCUCAGCACCAAGUCUGGGAGUUUGUUUUGAGUCAGUUUUUACUAUUAUCCGUUCCUUGUAGUAGUUCUAUCUUUCUUUUUUUGCAAGUUAGUUUAGUUUUUUUUUUACAUACAUGCAUAUCUGUUUUUUGUACAUUUUAAUGAAUACAAUCGGACCAGUGUUACAAAGGUACAACUUUCUAGACCGCAGUUCCUUCAAAUUCUGCUUUUCUGUAUAAAAUCCUUCAGAAAGCUUGUGGUGCAGCUGGUUAACAGUGAGUAAGGCCCUGAUUGGGCUCAAGGAUGCUGGUCAAACUGAGUUUAGGUUUAUAUACGAAGCUGUUUUGCAGCUCAGAAAAUGAUUUAAAUGAAACUUAAAGCGAUAGAAUUACCAACUCAGAUGAGCAACAGAAUAAACAUCCAGGGUUUACUUUAAGGCAGCAGGAGGUUCCUGCAAAAACUGACGGUUUUUUUAGAGUUCAAAUGUUUAUUUCCUCUUUAACAAGAGAUUUAAAUGGAACAUCGGGCCAAUUUUUACGCCUCCUUUUAAUCUCUGUUACUAGAAAUCAGUAAAAAUGUAAAGACAGUUUAAUUCUGCUGCUGCAUCCUAAAAUAUUCUUUUCAAGAGUAACAAAGAAAGAGUUGUGUUUAUUUAUUUCAUUCAUUAAUGUGUCGAAAAUGCUGAUAAAAGCCCCCCCCCCCCCAAAAAGCAUUUUAAGUUGAAUGUAAAAACUGAAGUCUUUCCUGAAUAGUUGAUGUUAUUCUUCCAGUUAAAACACAUAAAUCAUUAAGUCACUCUGAGUUCUACAUGUAGGAGAAUUUUGAUCUCAAAGCAGAAAGAAAAACCCAGACUUCAAUCACAAUCUAUUUAUCAAACCUUUGCCAUCCCAGAUAUGUUUAAUUUAUUUUCUUUGUUCUCAUUGGUUUAUUUUUGUGGUUAAAUUUAUUUCGGGUUUUUUUUUUUUGUUUGUUUGGUAUUUUUGUUUUGGUAAAAUGAAAUGCACAGACUUAAAUGUUUUCAGUCUUUAUUAUUAAAUUAUUUGUGUUUUGGAGGAAUGCAGACCAGAUAAGAAAAGUUCAGCCAUUUUGUUUCUAUGUUUUCAGACUGAUGAUGGCAGCUCUUUGAAAACGAAGGGUUUUCCUUGUAAUAUUUCCUGCUCUUCAGGAUAAAGAGCAGCUGAAGAAACAGAUUUUCACAGAUUUUACUUUGAUUGAUCCAAUUCUUAGGUCAAGGUUUCCUCACAGGUGGUUCAGCUGGACUCCACUGUGGUUCCAACAUGUACAGUAUUAAAUGGGGUGUAAAUACUUGGAUGUUAAGUUGGUAGAUGUAUUUGUGAUGUUUGCGUAAGUCUGCAUUAUGUUUCUUUUGACACAAACACAACCGGAGCUGGUACUGAAAUCUUUGAGAAGUGAUUAGAAGAUGUGGAAAACUUAAAAUAAUUAAAGUCCAUUAA